Molecule: messenger RNA, 930 nt
Organism: Colletotrichum gloeosporioides
Lineage: Eukaryota; Fungi; Ascomycota; Sordariomycetes; Glomerellales; Glomerellaceae
Exons: 1
Coding region: 1-930 (309 amino acids)
Source: RefSeq, a predicted model, not a curated record
AUGUUCCGCCCAUGGACCUACAACCCCAACCCCCCAGACUUCCCCUGGGCCCCUCCCGCCGCAGGCCCAGCCUACAACAACGUCCACAGCGGCAACCGCGUCAACAUCAACACCUUCAACACCUACCCCCGCUUCGCCCAAACACGUUUCGCCCCGCGGCCCUUCGACUUUGCCUCCCUCUUCAACCUCCACCCCUACGGCAACAACACCAACAACCCCCUCCGCCCGGACGGCCGCCUCCGCAACCGCGUAACCGUUGUCCUUCCCGACGGCAGCCGCAUCCUCGUCGACCGCGACCUCAUGCACGAGCACCUCCCGCGCACACGCAACUUCGUCCCCGGCCUCGGCGGCGACUUCGCGGUCCCCGAAUUCCUGCGCGGCUACAACCCGGGCUUCGAGGCGCCGGACUUCAACCCGCUGCGCUUCCGCGACGGGCUCAGCCGCGCGGCGGGUUUCGUGUUCCGGUACAUUGAGAUGAUGUGCCGCACGCACCAGCAGUACGGCGGCCCGCCGGACGUCGACCUCUUCUCGCGGCCGCGGUUCCUGCUCGCGAACGAGAGGAACAGGGUGCAGGUCGUGCAGGAGGUGUACUGGCACCUUUUCCUGCUGUGCUGCGUGCUGGACCAGGACCGCGCGCUGGGGUGUUCGGACAUGUUUGCGCGGUCGAUUGGGGAGUUUCUGUUGGAGUUUAUGCCGCGGGUUGAGGCGUUUAUGCCGCCUGGGGCUGCGCAGUUGUUGUUUGUCGGGUAUGCGAGGAUCUUCCGGGAGACGCGGUCGGAGAUGGAUGUGUUGAGAGAGCUGUGGGACAUGAUGGAUGCGCGGGAUCAGCAUCUGUUGAGGGCGACGAUUGGACCGCAGCUGGCGGGCAAUGGCAUGGGAAAUAAUGCGCGAAGGAUGUGGACUGCUUUGAGGCAUUUGGGUUUGGUUUGA